UCAAAUAAGAGGAGUUUUAAAAUGAGAGGAUAAGAGGAUGAAACAGUGGCCAUUGGAUUAAUUAGAUGGCUGUGAUUAAAAGAAAUGGUUUAAUGACUCACGUGACUCCUUCUCCCCAAUUUUCCAAUUUUCCAAAACGCGCGUUGCUUGCUUUCUCUCCAUAUUUUGUUGACGUUCUUUCUUCUUCUCAUCACUGACCUUCUCACUUCUCUCCAACCAUGGACAAAGAUACAUCAAUUUGAAUACUAAAACUUGCACUUACGUUCAACAAUCAUUAUGGACAAAGAUUCAUCAACUUGUUUUCAAAUUCCUCAGGAAUAUGAAUGUGAGCCAAAUUUUGACGAUGAAUUAAAGCCUAAGAUUGGACAAGUAUUUGAUACAUUAGAUGAAGGUAAAAAAUUUUAUGAAAAAUACGCACUCUCUGUCGGAUUUAGUGUGCGUUCAGCAUCAUCGACUAUAGAUAAAAAAGGCGUGAAGCGUUGGAAGUAUUUUGUUUGCUCGAAAGAGGGUUAUUUGGCAAAGAAGAAGGAUGAUAAGGAGGAAAGUGAAUCUACUGUCAAGGCUAGAAGAAGAAGGGCUUUAACAAGAGAAGGAUGCAAUGCAAAUGUUGGUUUCAAAUGGGUAGGGGAAAGUAAGUACGAGAUAGCUCGAUUUCAUGAAAGCCAUACCCAUCCACUUGCUUCACCUAUGAAGAGACCGUUUCUAAGGACUGCAAGGAAGGUUAAUCCAUUUCACAAAAGCUUAUUACAUGCAUGUAGUAGAGCAAAUAUUGGACCUUCAAAAGCUUUCCACUUAUUAAAAGAACAGUGUGGGGGUUAUGAAAAUGUUGGAUGCACGCAGAGAGAUCUUCAAAACUAUUCCAGAGAUUUAAAGUCUUUGAAUAAAGAUUCUGAUGCACAUGUUUUGAUAGAUUACUUUAGAAGAAAGCAAGAAGUUAAUCCAUCCUUUUAUUAUGCAUAUGAGGUAGGUGAAGAAGGCCGGCUGAAGCAUGUUUUCUGGGCAGAUGGUAUUUGUAGGAAAAAUUAUUCCUUAUUUGGGGAUGUGGUUUCAUUUGAUACUACAUAUGAAACAAAUAUGUAUCAUUUAAUUUUUGCACCUUUCACCGGGAUAAACCAUCAUCGACAAUCUAUUACGUUCGGAGUAGGACUUAUAACAAAUGAGAAAAGUGAUUCAUUCGUAUGGUUGUUUGAAAAGUUUUUGGAAGCAAUGGGUGGACAUAAGCCAACUCUUAUAAUAACCGAUCAAGAUCCUUCCAUGAAAGUGGCUAUAGAAAAGAUUUUUGAUACUUCUACUCAUAGAUUGUGCAUGUGGCAUAUCAUGAAAAAAGUUUCUGAAAAAGUAGGUGUGUCCAUGAAUGAUGAUGAUGAGUUCAACAAAAGUUUCAAGUCAUGUGUUUGGGGUUCAGAGACACCAAAUGAGUUUGAAGAGACUUGGGCAUUUUUUAUGACAAGGUUCGAGUUAGAAAAGAAUAAGUGGUUGUUACAUAUGUUUGAAAUUCGAAGGAUGUGGAUCCCAGCAUACUUCAAAGACACUUUUAUGGCUGGGAUAUUGAGAACAACAUCAAGAUCAGAAAGUGAGAAUUCUUUUUAUGGUAAUUUCCUGAAUCCUAAUGUUAACUUGGUUGAAUUUUGGAUGAGGUUUGAUUCAGCAAUAGAAGCGCAACGACAGAAGGAGUUACUGGCUGAUAAUAACUCUAUUCAUUCUAAACCAAAACUAAAGUUGGAACGUGGUAUAGAGAGGCAUGCAAGAGAUGUUGGCGUAUAA
This is a messenger RNA of Medicago truncatula (barrel medic), 1764 nucleotides long. Its product is annotated as protein FAR1-RELATED SEQUENCE 5-like. The transcript is spliced from 3 exons. The record is from RefSeq and is a predicted model, not a curated record. Lineage: Eukaryota; Viridiplantae; Streptophyta; Magnoliopsida; Fabales; Fabaceae. Bases 277 to 1764 code for a protein of 495 amino acids.